AACUAAUGGCAGACGUUCAGAUGAGAGAUGAGGAGGAGAAGAGUGGAGGGUUUGAGAUGAUCAGAAAGAAGUUGGAAGAAUGGGACAUUUUGCCCUACGAGUACCAACUUUUCAACAAGGAAGAGUCUCCCAAUUGGCGCCACCCUUUGUUCACCGAUAGUACCGCUAACGGAAUGCUAGCCUAUUUCUAUGAGCAAUGCAACUACUAUCAAAGCUUCAAGUUCUCACUUGAGCCCACGAUAGUUGAUGAUGUGAAGCUUUGCAGCUACUCUGAGUUGCAAGACAUUACUGAUUUCAAGGCUGAGAGCUUGAUUCAGAAGACUCUUUCAGGAAGAUUGUUUCGUGGCACCAUUGGUGAAGGAUCUGAAAAACGACCGGCGAUUGUAAAGACAUGGGAUUUUCUCCUUCCUUGGGGGGAUGAGCCUGAGCAUCCCCACCGCCUACAUAAAUUUUGUGACGAGAUCGAGUUAUUCACAGAUGAAGGAGCAAAUACGCAUCCAAAUUUGUUGAAGUUGUAUAGGUACUGUUAUGAGAUGAGGCUUGCAGCUGUCUAUGAUGAAAAAUUCACGAGAGUCUUGUCUGAUGUGCUUCUGGCUGAUGACUUUGGGUGGGAUGACCGGAUAAAAGUGGCAACUCAACUUGCCGAUCUUUUGGCAUGGUUGCAUGAAAAGAGAGUUGCUGUUGGCAGUGUUAUUGCUUCAUGCAUUAUGAUAGAUGAGAUUGUAAAAUUCCUGUUAAAUAUCUUGUCGGCAAGGAUGCUCCAGAGGUUUGGGCAGGUAAGCGGACGAUGAAAUCUGAUGUUUAUAUAUUUGGUCUUCUACUUCUGGAGCUGAUAAGCAAAAAGAAGUUCAAUUUUCGCGAGAAUCCUGUGAGUGUGAGAAAUUCAGUUGUAAAGGAGGCUACAUAGUUCAGAUUUGAUUGAUGUUAUUGAGGUGAAAAUCAUAUUCUAAGUAUCAAAUCAAAUUAAAUUUUUUACUAUAAUUUUCAAUAUGAAGAAAAUUACUUUCUAGUUUAA
Molecule: messenger RNA, 1015 nt
Organism: Nicotiana attenuata
Lineage: Eukaryota; Viridiplantae; Streptophyta; Magnoliopsida; Solanales; Solanaceae
Exons: 6
Coding region: 6-791 (261 amino acids)
Source: RefSeq, a predicted model, not a curated record